ACUCGACAUAUUCACAUCACAUCGCCUUUUCACUUUAUCACACCAAUCAAGUACCCGAGUAAAAUGACUCCAGUUCUCCUUCUGAUAUUCAGUUUUCUUUUUCUUGCCUUUGCCAACCAGCACUCUCCAUGCGUCAACGUCCACAUGAUCGUUGCCCGACAGAGUACCUCCUGGCCAGGGGAAGGUCGCAUGAAAGAGCUGGCCGACCAUAUCAAGCAACAACUCCCAAGUUCUGACUCCGAAACUCUCCAGUAUCCGGCAUAUGGCGAUAUCUGGCGAUAUCGCUCUUCGGUGUUCACUGGCGACAAGGCUAUGCUCGCUGCGAUUAAUACUUAUACGUCACGUUGUCCAGAUUCGAAGAUUGUGCUUCUAGGAUACUCCCAGGGCGCCCAUAUUAUCGGUGAUAUUCUUUGUGGCUCCAUUGUCGAGAGAGGCUUUCCAGCUAUCCCUCCGAUUAACGGUUACCUGGUGAGAGGAUUGUUGCUGCGGUUUCAAUGGGGGAUCCUACAUUUGUGCCAGGUCUUCCGUAUGACCUCGGGACAAGCAAGGACACUGGGGUUCGAUUAUCCUCUCCGAGCUAAAACUACGACUAAUAUGCAGGGCCAGAAAUUUCUCCGUAUAAACAACACGGUCUGCACCGGAUAUGACUCCAUUCGGCGUUCGUAUUGUGAUGACGGCGACAUAUAUUGCGCCCCGGGAUUUUGGUUUGGGGUUCAUAGAAGAUACGUUGCGAGAUACAAAGACGAUGCGACACGUUUCGUGCUUUCGAGAGUCAAUACAACAAUGCAACAGUGGUGACAUGACGCUCUUGGUCCCAGGUCAACAUGUGCUGGAGCUCUAGAGUUUCAAUCUGUUAUGGAGGGCUUUGGCAUCUAAAUCAAAUGGCCCGUAUGUCUACACAGCUGUGCUCUUAAUUACGGAGGAUCAUAGCGGCCACUCCACAAUAACAGUUUCCCUCACUAAGUCCAUUUACCGCUUUCUCAACCGCUU
Messenger RNA from Aspergillus caelatus, 990 nucleotides. RefSeq names its product Alpha/Beta hydrolase protein. The transcript has 4 exons. The record is from RefSeq and is a predicted model, not a curated record. Bases 64 to 798 code for a protein of 244 amino acids. Gene Ontology annotation, molecular function: hydrolase activity. Lineage: Eukaryota; Fungi; Ascomycota; Eurotiomycetes; Eurotiales; Aspergillaceae.